Propithecus coquereli (Coquerel's sifaka) is the source of this 1957-nucleotide messenger RNA. It is a transcript of the gene SLC6A19, whose product is annotated as solute carrier family 6 (neutral amino acid transporter), member 19. Lineage: Eukaryota; Metazoa; Chordata; Mammalia; Primates; Indriidae. Gene Ontology annotation, cellular component: plasma membrane. The transcript is spliced from 12 exons. The coding region runs from base 53 to 1957 and encodes 634 amino acids. Gene Ontology annotation, biological process: sodium ion transmembrane transport. The record is from RefSeq and is a predicted model, not a curated record.
CCUCUGUCUCCCGUCCUGCCCACAGCUGCGUGGGACCAGCCCAGCGACCACCAUGGUGAGGCUCGUGCUGCCCAACCCCGGCCUGGAGGAGCGGAUCCCCUCCCUGGACGAGCUGGAGACCAUCGAGCGCCAGGAGGCCAGCUCGCGGCCCCAGUGGGACAACAAGGCUCAGUACAUGCUGACCUGCGUGGGCUUCUGCGUGGGCCUGGGCAACGUGUGGCGCUUCCCCUACCUGUGCCAGAGCCACGGAGGAGGUGCCUUCAUGAUCCCCUUCCUCAUCCUGCUGGUCCUGGAGGGCAUCCCCCUGCUGCACCUGGAGUUCGCCAUCGGGCAGCGGCUGCGCAAGGGCGGCAUGGGCCUGUGGACCGCCAUCCACCCGGCCCUGAAGGGCUUAGGCUUGGCGUCCAUGUUCGUGUCCUUCGUGGUGGGCCUGUACUACAACACCAUCAUCGCCUGGGUCAUGUGGUACUUCUUCAACUCCUUCCAGGACCCGCUGCCCUGGAGCCAGUGCCCACUGGAUGAGAACCACACAGGCUACGUGGAGGAGUGUGCCAGGAGCUCCCCCGUGGACUACUUCUGGUACCGCGAGACCCUCAACAUCUCCACCUCCAUCAGCGACUCGGGCUCCAUCCAGUGGUGGAUCCUGCUGUGCCUCACCUGCGCCUGGAGCGUGCUCUACGUGUGCACCAUCCGCGGCAUCGAGACCACCGGGAAGGCCGUGUACAUCACCUCCACACUGCCCUACAUCGUGCUGACCAUCUUCCUCAUCCGGGGCCUGACGCUGAAGGGCGCCACCAACGGCAUCGUCUUCCUCUUCACGCCCAACGUCGAGGAGCUGGCCAACCCGGUCACCUGGCUGGACGCGGGCGCGCAGGUCUUCUACUCCUUCUCCCUGGCCUUCGGGGGCCUCAUCUCCUUCUCCAGCUACAACUCUGUGCACAACAACUGCGAGAUGGACUCAGUGAUCGUGUCUGUCAUCAACGGCUUCACGUCGGUGUACGCGGCCACCGUGGUCUACUCCAUCAUCGGCUUCCGCGCCACCGAGCGCUACGACGAGUGCUUUAGCACGAACAUCCUGACCCUCAUCAACGGGUUCGACCUGCCGGAAGACAGCGUGACCCAGGAGAACUUCGAGGAGGCGCAGCGCUGGUGCAACGCCAGCGACCCCGCGGCCUACGCACAGCUGCAGUUCCAGACCUGCGACAUGAACUCCUUCCUCUCGGAAGGCGUGGAGGGCACGGGCCUGGCCUUCAUCGUCUUCACCGAGGCCAUCACCAAGAUGCCGGUGUCCCCGCUGUGGUCGGUGCUGUUCUUCGUCAUGCUCUUCUGCCUGGGCCUGUCCUCCAUGUUUGGGAACAUGGAGGGCGUCGUCGUGCCCCUGCAGGACCUCAGGGUCAUCCCCCCGAAGUGGCCCAAGGAGCUGCUCACAGGCCUCAUCUGCCUGGGGACCUACCUGCUGGCCUUCAUCUUCACGCUGAACUCGGGCCAGUAUUGGCUGUCCCUGCUGGACAGCUAUGCCGGCUCCAUCCCCCUGCUCAUCAUCGCCUUCUGCGAGAUGUUCUCCGUGGUCUACGUGUACGGCGUGGACAGGUUCAACCGGGACAUCGAGUUCAUGAUUGGCCAUAAGCCCAACAUCUUCUGGCAGGUCACGUGGAGGGUGGUCAGCCCACUGCUCAUGCUGGUCAUCUUCCUCUUCUUCUUCGUCGUGAAGGUCAACGAGGACCUCACAUACACCGUCUGGGACCCCAGCUAUGAGGAAUUUCCCAAGUCCGAGAAGGUCUCGUACCCAGACUGGGUGUACGCCGUGGUGGUGGUCGUGGCUGGGGUGCCCUGCCUUGUCAUCCCUGGCUUUGCCAUCUAUAAGCUCCUCAGGAACCACUGCCAGGGGCCAGGGGAGCACCAGGGCCUGGUCAGCAUGCCGUCCACGGCCUCCAUGAACGGGGACCUCAAGUGCUGA